Durotheca rogersii is the source of this 2441-nucleotide messenger RNA. RefSeq names its product adenylate cyclase associated N terminal-domain-containing protein. The transcript is spliced from 4 exons. Gene Ontology annotation, biological process: regulation of adenylate cyclase activity; cytoskeleton organization. The record is from RefSeq and is a predicted model, not a curated record. The coding region runs from base 596 to 2206 and encodes 536 amino acids. Gene Ontology annotation, cellular component: cytoplasm. NCBI's taxonomy places the organism in Eukaryota, Fungi, Ascomycota, Sordariomycetes, Xylariales, Xylariaceae. Gene Ontology annotation, molecular function: adenylate cyclase binding; actin binding.
GUUAUCCGAAAGGCCAAUGCGGAAAUGCAAAGUACCUACACACUGAUUAUAGGGCAGGGAGCUUUUAGCAAUAAUGUACCUCCCACCCUACCUCAUAUUAGCCUCAAAUAUCUCCCCUUAGGAGAUAGGUAGGUAAGGUAGACAUGUAUACUGCCUGCCUAACCUGCUAACCUCCUAUCGGAAAUGCAUGCGCCUAACGGGUUCGUCCAUGUAUCUUCCCCUCCAAUCUUCCUAGGUCGGGUACAGGAGGCUUGGCGCCAGUCUGAAAUUCCACUCUGCCCACCGUCACCACCAUACACGCCCGCAUCAUCGUCAACGUUGUUGAUCACACCGAGCCUCAUCCCGAUUCCAGUCUCCUUGCCCACCUCCGAGGUAUUCGAAGACACCCGCCGUUGUAUCUAUCACAAUCGCUACUUAGUCCUCCGUUUCAAACCCAGUUGCUGCCUAUAUUUGGCACAUCCUCUCUUCUCCCUGCUUGCGUCCCGAAGAACCCAUAAUUGAACGGGGCCACCCAUAUAGAAGCAGCUCGGCCGGGUACUCUUCUGGCAGCAAUCAUUUCAGACACGAACCCAAUCACAUAUUUGCAACUUCCAACAUGGCGCAGAACAACAUACAUAACCUAGUUACCUUGAUAAAGCGGCUCGAGACUGCGACCACCCGCCUAGAGGACAUCGCCUCGUCGACAAUAGAGCUGCCCCGAGCCGUCCCCGCCCUGUCCACUACGAUCCCGACACCCUCUAGCCCGACGCCGCACCACCACCUCCCUGCUCCACCGCCCCCAGCGCCGAAACAUGCACCCCAAGAGCCCUUGCCCGAGUCUAUCGAAGAGUUUGAUGCCUUCAUUCACCACGCGGUCGACAAAUAUGUCAAGGCGAGCAACAAGCUGGGCGGUUUGAUCGCAGAACAGGCCUCCAAGGUGCUCGAAGGCUUUCGACAGCAGCGCCGGUUCCUUCUCAUAUCCACCCAGGCCAAGAAGCCUGACAUUAGUGGGUCCGAGAUGGUUGUCUACCAAGAGCUCCUGAAGCCCAUCAACGAGGCCCUCAUAGCGGUUGGCAACAUCAAGGAAUCCAACCGCGGCGUUCCCGUCUUCUCCCACUUGAGUGCUGUAGCCGAUGGCAUCAUGGUCCUGGCUUGGGUAACCGUAGACAACAAGCCGUACACACACGUCGGAGAGUCUCUGGGGUCUGCGCAGUUCUUUGGAAACCGGGUGCUCCAGGAGUACAAGGACAAGGAGCCGGAUCAGGUUGAGUGGGUACAGGCAUUUUACCAAGUAUUCCGUGACCUCACCGUAUACGUCAAACAGUACUUCCCCGGCGGCAUCCCCUGGAAUCCGCAUGGACAGUCGGCCUCCGAGGUCGCCAAGACGCUCGAAUCCGCUGCGGGUCCCUCUGUUGGUGCGCCACCGCCCCCUCCGCCAUCCGCUGCCGGCGGCGCUCCACCGCCGCCACCUCCGCCAGGUCCGCCUCCUGUCCUUCAGAUCAAGGAACAAGCCGCGUCGUCCAAAGCCGAUGGCGGCUUUGGCGCCGUGUUUAAUGAACUGAACAAGGGCGAGAGCGUGACACAGAGCCUGCGCAAGGUCGACAGGUCGGAGAUGACACACAAAAACCCGGCGUUAAGGGCCGGGUCCACCGUUUCCGAUUCUUCUGCCCGAGGGAAGAGCCCUGCGCCCGGCAAGAAGCCCAAGCCCGAGAGUAUGAGGGUUAAGAAGCCCCCGAAGAAGGAGCUUGAUGGCAACAAGUGGACGAUCGAAAACUUCGAAAAGCACGCCGAGCCGAUUGAAAUCGAGGCCGAGAUGACACACUCCAUCCUGAUAAGCCGGUGCAACCAGACGACCAUCAUCGUUAAGGGCAAGGCCAACGCGGUAACGGUCGAGAAUACGCAGCGCCUGUCGCUCGUGGUCGACUCGCUCGUGUCUACGGUCGACGUGGUCAAGUCGAGCAAUUUCGCGCUACAAGUCCUCGGCAACCUACCGACCGUACUGCUCGACCAGCUCGACGGCGCGCAAAUCUACCUCAGCCCCGAGAGCGUCUCGACACGCAUCUUUUCGAGCAAGUCCGCCGGCAUCAACGUCAACGUCAUCGCCCGCUCUGCCGACGACGACGACGAGGGCGACUACAAGGAGAUACCGCUCCCGGGCCAGAUAUGCUCCUACUACGACGUGGAGAAGGGAACCAUGGUAAACGAGAUUGUGGAGCACGCUGGUUAAGAGAGGCGGAAGUACGUAUAAACACGUACGCGCGCGCGCACAUACGACCUGUCUCUGCCGUCCAUCCGAGUAGUGUAUAGUAUGUAUGGCCGCGUACGUACGUAGAUUUAGUCGUAAGAAGAAGAACGAGAGGUAGAGGUAGAUUGCCGGGGUGGGUGGGGAGGUGUCGAAGAGGAAGAAAGAAGAAGAAAGAAAAAACCACGACACCACUACCGAGCGAGGCAGUCCAUAUCCC